UAGGGGGGCACCCGGCGGUCCCUGUCGCUUCGGGAACGGCGGGUGGGGUAGGCCUGGCAGCAGCGGGGAAUGCAGAAAGGGUGACUGGCUGAGGGUCGUGAUGGGAGAAGCGGCUGUGGCCGCGGGGCCUUGCCCCCUGCGCGAGGACAGCUUCACGCGCUUCUCGUCGCAGAGCAAUGUGUACGGGCUGGCAGGCGGCGCGAGCGGGCGCGGGGAGCUGCUGGCUGCCACCCUUAAAGGCAAGGUGCUUGGCUUCCGCUACCAAGACCUCCGACAGAAAAUCCGGCCCGUGGCCAAGGAGCUACAGUUCAACUAUAUCCCCGUGGACGCAGAGAUUGUCUCCAUCGACACCUUCAACAAGUCUCCCCCAAAGCGGGGCCUGGUUGUGGGGAUCACAUUCAUCAAGGAUUCAGGGGACAAGGGCAGCCCCUUCCUUAACAUUUACUGUGACUACGAGCCUGGCUCUGAGUACAACCUUGACUCCAUUGCCCAGAGCUGCCUGAACCUGGAGCUCCAGUUCACCCCUUUCCAGCUGUGCCACGCAGAGGUCCAGGUUGCGGACCAGCUGGAGACUGUGUUUCUCUUGAGUGGGAACAACCCAGCCAUUCAUCUCUACAAGGAGAAUGAGGGGCUGCACCAGUUUGAGGAGCAGCCAGUGGAAAACCUCUUCCCAGAGCUCACGAAUCUGACCAGUAGCGUCCUCUGGCUUGAUGUCCACAACCUGCCCGGCACAUCCCGACGGCUCACAGCUCUUGGUUGUCAGAGUGGUUACGUCCGCGUUGCCCACGUGGACCAGCGGAGUCGAGAGAUUUUGCAGACGUGGACCAUCCAGCAGGACGGCCCCAUCUCCCGCGUGAUUGUGUUCAGCCUCUCGGCCCCUGAGGAGACCAAGGAGAGGCCACAACAGGAAGAGUACAGUGUGCUUGUGGCCAGCAUGUUGGAGCCAGCUGUGGUAUAUCGGGACCUGCUGCAUCAGGGUCUUGAGGACCAGCUUAUCCUCCCAGGCAGUGACCAGUUUGACAGCAUCCUCUGUGGCCUGGUCACCGACAUGGAUUUGGAUGGGCGGCUGGAAGUCCUGGUAGCCACCUAUGGACAGGAGCUGCUCUGUUACAAGUACUGGGGCCCGGAGUCCGGGCUCCCCAAGGCCGAGAGUGGAUUCCGCUUGUUGUGGCAACGGAGUUUCUCCAGCCCACUGCUGGCCAUGGCACAUGUGGACCUGACUGGAGACGGGCUUCAGGAGCUGGCUGUGGUCUCCCUGAAGGGCGUGCACAUCCUGCAGCACAGCCUGAUCCAGGCCUCACAGCUGGUCCUGACCCGGCUUCGCCACCAAGUGGAGCAGAGGAGACGUCAGCAGCAACAGGGACUGGGGGGCAGGGUGGGUCCAGGAGCUGCUGAGACCCCGGCCUCUUGA
Molecule: messenger RNA, 1411 nt
Organism: Trichechus manatus latirostris (Florida manatee)
Lineage: Eukaryota; Metazoa; Chordata; Mammalia; Sirenia; Trichechidae
Gene: KPTN
Product: kaptin, actin binding protein
Exons: 12
Coding region: 101-1411 (436 amino acids)
Biological process (GO): actin filament organization; negative regulation of TORC1 signaling; cellular response to amino acid starvation
Cellular component (GO): lamellipodium; KICSTOR complex; actin cytoskeleton
Molecular function (GO): actin filament binding
Source: RefSeq, a predicted model, not a curated record